AUGGGGAUAGAGGAUAAUAACAUGAGGAACGGCAGAGGCCUGUCGGACCAAUGGGCCGAUAGCAUGGUGGUUCGGCCCCGGACCACGGAGCGAAGCAUCACCGUCCACAAGAAACUGGUCCUGGGGUUCGCCAUCUCCAUCCUCACCCUCAUCGUCGUCACGGCCAUCGCGGUUCUCCUCAGCGUCCGGUUCGAGGAGUGCGCCGGGGAGAGCAGCUCACGAGGGGCCAAUGGCUCUAACGCCAAGUUCAACGGGUCACGGGAUGGAAACGGGAACCACAAAGAUGAAGAAGCCCAGCCGUGGAGACACCUCCGGUUACCGACAUCUCUCCGGCCCCGGCACUACGACCUGCGUCUCUCAGUGAACAUGGAUAACUUUACAUUCUCCGGGGAAGUGAACAUUGAAUUCGAGUGUGUAAACUCUACCAAAUUCAUAGUGCUUCACACGGACCGCCUCGAGGUGGAGAAAGUGGCGGUUUACUCGGAUAAUAAAAAACCCGGUGUCAUGAGAAUCCACCGCCAAUUCCAUUACCCAGGCAACCAGGUUUAUGUGAUCGCUUUACACAGGGAGCUGAAGCCCAUGAGGACGUAUAAAGUAAACAUUACUUUCGACGCUCAAAUAGAAAGUGAACUCCUGGGAUUUUUCCGCAGCUCAUAUAUUCUGCAAGGAGAGAGAAGGUACAUGGCGGUGACACAGUUCUCCCCCACCCACGCCAGAAAGGCCUUUCCGUGUUUUGAUGAGCCCAUCUACAAGGCCACGUUCCGGGUCAGCCUGAGACACGAUGCGUCCUACCUCUCUCUCUCCAACAUGCCUGUAGAGGCCUCCAUCUCUGAUGAUGAUGGCUGGGUGACCAACCACUUCUCCAGGACCCCUCGUAUGUCCACCUACUACCUGGCCUGGGCCGUCUGUAACUUUACCUACAGAGAGGUGACCACUGACAGUGGAGUGGUGAUCCGGCUGUAUGCCAGGCCCAACGCCAUCCAGAGCGGAGCGGGUGACUACGCUCUCCACAUCACAAAGAGACUCCUCCAGUUCUAUGAGGAUUACUUCAAAGUCAAAUACUCCCUGCCCAAAUUAGGUGAGACACGUGGGGCCCGGGGCUAA
Salvelinus namaycush (lake trout) is the source of this 1104-nucleotide messenger RNA. RefSeq names its product thyrotropin-releasing hormone-degrading ectoenzyme-like. The transcript has 3 exons. NCBI's taxonomy places the organism in Eukaryota, Metazoa, Chordata, Actinopteri, Salmoniformes, Salmonidae. The record is from RefSeq and is a predicted model, not a curated record. Gene Ontology annotation, biological process: proteolysis; peptide catabolic process. Gene Ontology annotation, cellular component: cytoplasm. Gene Ontology annotation, molecular function: peptide binding; metalloaminopeptidase activity; zinc ion binding. Bases 1 to 1104 code for a protein of 367 amino acids.